AUGACCACUAUAUGUCUCUUCUCGAAGCCUCGAGAGCAUAUAGAAGUUGGUCCAACUGAGUGUGCCCAGCAACUCUUCCCUGAAACAAGCCGUCUAGAAUUCCAAAGCCCUGAAGAUGAAGAUGACAACUGUUGGAGCUUCCACCUUGCUGAGCUGUCCCAGGCCCUGCUAGUCAACAUGGCUGCUGGGAAGGGGGUUCUGUGGAGCCCUUCAGCUGAAAACAGAUGGUGGUGUAGUGAACCCGAGCAAAGCCGGGGCUGCCAGCCAGUGCUUCCACAGAAAAAAAACCACCCAGGCUCCAAGGCUGACAGCAGUGGUGGCCAGGAUGAGUCCUGUGUGGAGGUGUCACUGUCAACACCCCAGGGCAAGCUUAGACUGGAAAAGCCACUGGCCCAGAAAGUGUGCUGGGAACAGGGGCAGAGCGCCUUCAUGGAGGUGCCUAGGCUGAAGGAAAGGCUACAGGGCAUGCCGGCCAGGGACAGGGAGCAUGAUGGCCUCAGGAGCCAGCCUGGCCUUCAGCAGCUGGCCCAGGGCGUCCCCGGGGACCCCACUGGCAGUACGGUCUUCUCUUUGUGGCCCAGCAGAGCCGGAAGGGAGCAGAGAAGUGCCUUCAGCAAACCAGCCAGAUGUCCAUCGGGGAGACCUGGGUCAACCUCGCUCUUCCAGGCAGGCAAACCUGCAGAUGCCCUGGGGGAGCUGUUGGGGCUCAUCAAGAUGGUAGACAUCCCUUGUUGGGGUCGACUUUCCAAUGCCAAGAUUUUGGUGGGUGAUUUCUUGAACCUGCAGACACUGCCACAGAGUGCUCCUCUCUGCAGUGCUUUCUUGGGUGCUCCCACCCUGUGGCUAAAGCAUGCCAUGGCCCAAGUGCCCACAGCCUCACCACCCUCCACUGGCUCCCAGGCCCUCCUGCCACCCACGUUCACUUUCCUGGGCUUGUCCACCCAGAACUGGUGCGCAAAGUGCAGCCUCUCCUUCCACCUGACCUCCGACCUGGUUUUUCAUAUGCGGUCCCACCACAAAAAGGAGCAUGCAGAGCCUGACCCACAUUCUAAGAAGCCGACAGAAGAGGCACUUACAUGCCCCAUCUGCCAGGAGCACUUCCGGGAGCGCCACCACCUCUCCCGGCACAUGGCUUCCCACAGAUGAAGGUGGCUGUGGGA
Miniopterus natalensis is the source of this 1160-nucleotide messenger RNA. It is a transcript of the gene ZNF488, whose product is annotated as zinc finger protein 488. The record is from RefSeq and is a predicted model, not a curated record. NCBI's taxonomy places the organism in Eukaryota, Metazoa, Chordata, Mammalia, Chiroptera, Miniopteridae. Gene Ontology annotation, biological process: regulation of DNA-templated transcription; oligodendrocyte development. Gene Ontology annotation, cellular component: nucleus.